AGGUCGUGAAAGUGACGUAUGUACGUCAGUCAAUGUGGGCCGACCCGCGUAUCGUCGGUGAAGUUCUAAAAUUUCAGAAUUCGUUGCGUCGGGAAGAAGAUCGCUAACGUCACGAUACAAAAUCAUGAGUUUCGUUCAGUAAAGUCUAAGAGGGGUCCGCGAGCGAGGGAAGCGGCUCACUGUCGUAUGUUCGUAUACAUUGGUGUGAGAAAAAUUGCUGCCCGUAUACGUGUGCGUUAGGGUCCCGAUCAAUCUUCAAGUUCAUGACCCCGCGCUUAUUUGGUUAAUUGGAUUUAUUCGUGAUUGAAUCCACGCUGAAUUGAUAGCGUUUCGACAAUUCUUCUCUCGUGAGAUUCAACUCGGUGGUCACCUACGGGUGAACAGAGAUGGCCACCCCACAAACACCAGGUAUGGAUCCCUGGGUGAUCCAACCCAGGGAGCGUGCAAAGUACAGAGAGCAUUUUGAGUCUUUGAAGCCGAUUAAUGGUGUUGUCACUGGAGAACAAGCAAAAGAGUUUUUGCUUAAGUCUCAACUUUCACCUAAGAUACUCGGGCAGAUAUGGGCUUUGUCAGAUACAGAUGCAGAUGGUAAAAUGGAUAUAAACGAGUUUAGCAUUGCUUGUAAAUUAAUUAAUUUAAAAUUACGAGGCUUUGAAAUUCCCAAAGCAUUGCCACCAAUUCUGGUGCUGAGCUUAAAGACGCAUUCUGUUAGUGAUAAUAGUGUGUCAAAUUUAACAAAUGGAGCUGCCAAUAUACCCCCACACAAUAAUGUUGCUUCUUUAGUGAAUUUAACUGGGCCCCCACCAGUCCCGGUACAACCUUUAAUUGAUGGAAUGCCCAUGGCUGGAUCAAUUCCACGUCCUCUUAUAGGCCCACCACCAUCAAACGGACCACUACCUGGACAUCAAAUUAGACCAGCUUCACCAAUGACUUUACCAGCAUCACGACAAAAUAGACAGAAUGUGGCUGCCACUACACAUGCCACAACUCACACAGCGUCAAAGCCACCUGCUCGACCUGCACCACCCUCUGUGGGGGCAAAUUUUAUACCUGCUACUGCUGGUCCUCCACCGAAACCUGCACCACCUUCAUUUCCCAAUAGUCCAGUGGCAGCUGGAAUGUCACCAGUGAAAGUAUUACCUGUGUCUGCUACACCAGUGGUUCCUCCAGUUCAACCAAUACAACAAAUGACUACUUCUGCCAUGGAUUUACUUGAUUUUGAUUUACCAGGUAUGUCUGCAAUAGCACCAAUUGCUCCUUUAAAUACAAAUCCAACUCCAAUUGCUGCUUUCGGUAUGGGACAAGCAUUACCAAUGCAACCACUGUGUACUGCUAUGACUGCUCCAAUUGGUGGUUCUACCAUUGUACCAUCUGUUGCAGCAAUACCCACUGGAACUGGUGUAGUGUCAACUCCUCCAGUUGUAGGUUUACCCCUAGUAUCAUCAACCACAGCAAGUGGUGCAUUAGUAAACGGUGUAAUUGCUCAGACACCAGUGUCGACAAGCACACCAUUAAGUACAACAGCACGCCCACCAAGUAUAGAUAGAGUGGGUUCAGUUGAUUCACAACAUAGUCAGCAUAGUCAGCAUUCAGUGGGUUCUCCACAGUCUGUAGAAUGGGCAGUGCCACAUCAGACAAAAUUAAAAUAUACUCAGUUAUUUAAUACUUGGGAUAGAACACGAACUGGUUUCUUGUCUGGUCCUCAGGCUAGAAAUAUUAUGGUGCAAUCACAAUUGCCUCAAAAGACACUCGCAGAAAUAUGGGCGCUCGCGGAUAUGGAUUCCGAUGGUCGUUUGGGCUGCGACGAAUUUGUGUUGGCAAUGCAUUUAUGUGAUAUCGCUAAAGUUGGCGAGAAGAUACCUACUGCACUUCCAAUAGAAUUAAUUCCACCUGCGUUCAGACGUCAACGACAAAGCAGUUUAACACUUUCACAGGGUGGGUCAGAUAAUGUGGAUCCAUCAGCUGGAAUGCCACAGACUUCCUUUGAAGAUAAACGUAAAGAAAACUUUGAGAAAGGUCAAGCGGAGUUAGAGCGCAGGCGCAAAGCAUUAUUAGAAAUUCAACGUAAGGAACAAGAGGAGCGCGAAAGAAAAGAAAGAGAAGAAGCUGAAAAACAAGAGAAAAUUAGGUUAGAACAAGAAAGACGUAGGCAAGCAGAAAUUGAAAAGCAAAUGCAAAGGCAAAAAGAAAUCGAACAAGAGAAAGAAGAGCAACGUAAACGAGCUCAAGAACAAAGAGAAGCGGCACGGAAAGAAAUGGAGAGACAAAGGCAGUUAGAAUGGGAAAAACAAAAAUCACAAGAAUUACAAGCACAGAGGCAAAAAGAGCAGGAUGUAUUGCUUAAGUUGAAAGCGAAGAAUCAAACGUUAACGAUUGAACUUGGAACACUUAAUGAUAAAGUAAAAGAGUUGUCGCAGAAAAUUUGCGAUACUAGAGUAGGUGUCUCCGGUGUAAAAACAACUAUCGAUGGGAUGCGGUCAACUCGUGAUGCACAAUUACAAGAGAUGGCUGCCUUGAAGAACAAACUUCGUGAACACAACCAAAGAUUAUUAGCUUUGAGUCAAGAAAAGGCUCGCAUCGAAGCAAAGAACAAAAUGAACGCAGCUAUGGAAUCUGCUGGACAAGAGGCUAUUAAAAUGGCAUUUGACAAUAAGCAGAUCACCCUUAAGCAAAUGAAAGAUAAGAUAGCUGAUUUGCAACAACAGAUUGAAGCCAAAAUGGCUGACAUCGAAAAUAACAAUGGUCAACUUCAAGAUAUUAAGACACAGAUUCAAGAUUUAACAACCGAUUGUAAGAAUCUUUAUGUUUCAUUCGAAGAUAAAAAAUUAAAAGUCUUAGAGCUUAGAGCUGGUGGCGAUACCGGUGGUGGAACCGAUUAUACAUCUGCAUGGAAUGACAAUGCUUGGAAUGAUACUACUGAAACAGCUAAUGAUAAUACUUGGCCUGUUAGUGAUACCACUACAACUACCAUGGUAGAGGAAACUACUCCAGGAGUUAUGAAAUAUAGGGCUUUAUACGAAUUUGUAGCCAGAAAUCAGGAUGAGAUAUCAUUUCAGCCUGGUGAUAUUAUUUUGGUACCACCUGUUCAAAAUGCCGAAUCGGGAUGGAUAGCUGGUGAAAUUCGAGGUCACAUUGGUUGGUUCCCUGAGUCUUAUGUUGAACAGGUAGAUGCUGUAACAGGAAAUGACAAUGCUUUCAUACAGCAAGACAGCGUCGAGAAAAGGACUUUAGAAGGAAUAGCUGAAGUUCCUGAGAAUGUAUCCGAUGCUGGUUCAUUAGGUGGAGAACCUCCUAUUGUUGAACCUAUUACUCCUACUCUUGGACUAGGUAUAGCUUGUGAUGUCCAAGUAACAACUCUGUUUCAAUAUCGACCUACCAUUGAUCAACAUCUUACCUUUGAGAAAGGAGAUAUCAUUAAAGUUAUCGAACAGCAGGGUGAUUGGUGGUAUGGUACAUCUAGUACUGAAGCCAGUGGUUGGUUCCCCAAGUCAUACGUCAAAGAAAUUGCUUCCAAUCAAGCAGCAGUGGUUGAUGGUCUUAAUGAGUACUAUAUGGCUUUGUAUGCAUAUACCUCCACAGAACCUGGAGAUCUAACAUUCAAUCAAGGAGAAGUUAUAUUGGUCACUAAGAAAGAAGGAGAUUGGUGGACUGGUAGCAUAGGAGGAGAUAGAAAUGGAAUUUUCCCUGCUAAUUAUGUAGAAAAGUGUGAUGCCCCAGAACAGGAUACCUCUGUACUUACUAAUGUGACUGAAGCAGUUACGUCUGUUGAAACGACUAUGACGACUGAGCCGACGACAGACACAAUGACAACUAGCCAAGCAGCUUUGGUUAGUCAAGCAACGCUGCAAGAGGAAAAGACUGCUGAGCAGCUCGAAGAUGAAAGAUCAGCUGCUGAAGAUAGAGCAGAAUUGCCAGACUUUAGUGCAAUGGCAGCACAGCAGUAUGUUAAGCGGGGUAGGAAACCUGAGAUUGUACAAGUUCUUGCACCAUACCAAGCUACCAGUUCUGAGCAAUUAAAUUUACAGAAAGGACAGUUAAUAAUGAUACGUAAAAAAACAGAUAGCGGAUGGUGGGAAGGCGAAUUACAGGCACGUGGUAAGAAAAGACAGAUUGGAUGGUUUCCAGCAUCUUAUGUUAAACCUUUAACUAGUAGCAGCAAUCGAAGUACACCAGUUUCCCAUGGUUAUCAAGAUUCCCCAACAGAUCCAAAUGUUGAGCGCGUUAUGGCAUUAUAUCCAUACCAAGCUCAAAAUGAAGAUGAGUUAAGCUUUGAAAAGGGUGAUGUUAUAGUUGUAACCGCAAAAGAAGAUACAGCAUGGUGGAAAGGCGAAUUAAAUGGAGUAUCUGGUGUAUUCCCCAGUAAUUAUGUAUCAUCAAUGUCAAAUGAGAUGACAACUGACCUAACAUUUGGAUUGGAUGCCAUAGAAAGAAAGCGUCAAGAAUAUAUCAAAGAACUUAUUACAACUGAACAAGCAUAUAUAGAAGAUAUGAGACUUGUUCAUGAGGUAUUUGAAAAACCUCUUAUUGAGAGCUUGGUUUUGACUGUAGAUGAGGUGGACAAAAUAUUUGUUAAUUGGAGAGAUAUUAUUGCCUGUAAUGAAAACUUUUUAAGAACGUUGAGAAUACGAAGAGAUAACAGUGAAGGGGAAGUUGUAAGAAUGAUUGGAGACAUUUUGUGUGAAAAUAUACCCCGAAUGUCAGCUUAUAUCAGAUUCUGUAGUUGUCAAAUAUCUGCCGCUGUAUAUCUUCAACGACUAACCGAAACAGUGCCAGAAUUUGUUAAAGUGGCACAUACUUGUCAACAAGACCCCCGUACAAAAGGAAUGCCUUUAAGUUCAUUUUUAAUAAAGCCUAUGCAAAGGAUAACAAAGUAUCCUCUUAUUAUUGGCAAAAUUUUAGAACACACUUCGGUUGAACAUCCAGACAGACAAUACCUUCAAGAAGCAUUAGCUAAAGCGGAAGAAUUUUGUACUCAGGUGAACGAAGGAGUUAGAGAAAAAGAGAACAGCGAUAGAUUAGAAUGGUUACAAACUCAUGUGGCCUGUGAUGGUCUGGAAGAGCAACUUAUUUUUAAUUCUUUAACUAAUUCCUUAGGUCCGCGAAAACUUCUUCACUUCGGCAUCCUUCAUAAGGCAAAAAGUGGGAAGGAACUUGUUGGAUUUCUCACAAAUGAUUUUUUGUUAUUUGCUCAACCAACACUUCCAAAAAAAUCUUUCCCCAGUGGACAACAAUUCUCAUUUGAGAGAAAUGAACACCAAAAGUUUAAGAUGUAUAGGAAGCCAAUAUUUCUGAAUGAAUUGUCGUUCUUAGGAGACUCAGAUACAAAUGGAAGUGUUAAUAGUUUAAGUUGGGGAGAGGGUACAGAAAACUCAACAAAAAUACUCAGGUUAAGAGACCAGAAGAAACCAAUAAUAUUAUUAGCCCCGUCGUCAGGUGAAUGUUCUUUAUGGACUAGAAGAAUUACAGAAGCAAGAAAGAAAUUUUUGGAAAAUGAGAAGACUCGUUUACAAAGGCAGAGAUCAAAACUGGCACAGUUUGGAGCGUGUGGCAGAAUUCUCGUUACAGUACUUCAAGGUUUCAAUUUAAAGGCAACACCUGGAAAGUGCAAUACAUUCUGUAAAGUAAGUAUGGGUUCACAAGAAGAGAGAACAGGUGUUGUGUCAGGAACAGAUUGUCCUUUAUGGGAUGCCUCAAUGCAAUUUCAAGUGAAGGAUGUACUUGAAGACACUCUCUGUAUCACAGUAUUUGAUAAAGGCUAUUAUAGUCCUGACGAAUUUUUGGGUCGAGCAGAAAUAAGGGUUGCAGAUAUAAUGAGGGACAGUAGGGAUUCAUGUGGACCAAUCCAAAAACGCAUUCGCUUACAUGAAGUUGAAAAAGGUAUCGUUGUGUUGAAACUGGAUCUACGAUUAUUUGGCAAUCGGCAGAAGGACAUUUCGUUCACAGGUAAACAGACAAUAUAGUUUGUAUAAUUCAUAUAGUUUUGAUAUAGUUUGUAUAAUUCAUAUAGUAUGAUUUCAUACAUAGCAAGAAUUGUUUUCUUUAAGAAUAAUUACACACUUAUGCUAGGUUUAUGUAAUUGAUGAUACUAGAUAGAGAUCCAUUUUUAUAAAAGUAUUUAUUAUACGUUAGAAAACUUGUUAAGUAAGGAUUACCUGAUACGAUCUUCGUUAUAUGGGACUGGUAUCCAAUGCAAUUCUGGGAAUUAAUUUAUUAAAUAAAUAUUUUUUUUAUUUUUCAUACUUUACAUAUCAUAAGAAAACCAAGAAUGAAUCGUUCAUGUUUAGUCUUCCUUAGAGGUAGUUAUUUAAAUUCUUGUCAAACUACAGUAUUAUGUAAGAAAUUUAUAUAAGAACGCGAUAUUUGUAAUUUUACAAAUAGAUAUAUUGUUAUUAUAACAAUGAUAGUAUAUAAUAAAAAAGCAUUUAUUUUUUGUAUUAAAUAUUAUUUAAAAAAAUGUGGAGCAUUUAAAAGGGCAUUAGUAUAAAUAAAAUGAACACAAAGUAAAUAAUUUAAGAAUGAUUUAUUGCAUGAAUACUUAUGAUAUAAGUGCAAUUAUUAACGACAGUUUUAAUUACGACAACAAGUUUGCGAUAAAAUAAAUAGUUUAAUGUACACCGUUCAUUCAACAACUGUGACUAUGCGAAAAUGCGUAAUGUAUAAAUACGUAUUGACAUGUACAAAAAAUGACGAUGUGUAUUCUGAUGAUAU
Nomia melanderi (Alkali bee) is the source of this 6708-nucleotide messenger RNA. Lineage: Eukaryota; Metazoa; Arthropoda; Insecta; Hymenoptera; Halictidae. The record is from RefSeq and is a predicted model, not a curated record.